AUGGAAGCUAAAAACAAAACAGCUAUUUCAGAAUUUUUUCUCCUGGGACUGAUGGAUAAUCUAGAACUGCAGCCCCUAAUCUUCAGCCUGUUCCUGUCCAUGUACCUGGUCACUAUCCAAGGAAACCUACUCAUGAUCCUGGCUGUCAGUUUUGACUCUCACCUCCACACCCCCAUGUACUUCUUCCUCUACAGCCUGUCCCUUAAUGACAUCUGUUUAAACACUACAACAGCUCCAAAGAUGCUGGUGAGCAUCCAAACACAGGAUCACAGCAUCACCCAAAGAGGCUGCCUUGCUCAGAUCUAUUUAGUCUUGGUUUUUAGUGGUUUGGAGACUUGUCUCCUUGCAGCAAUGGUCUAUGACCGCUAUGUGGCCAUCUGCCAUCCCCUUAGAUAUGCAGUCAUCCUGAACAUCUGCAUGUGUGUUUCACUGACUCUCUUCUUCUUGUUCAUUAGCAUCACGGAUGGAGUGCUACACAGUCUGAUGAUGUUGAGUCUGUCCUUCUGCACAGAGCUGAGAAUCCCCCACUUUUUCUGUGAAUUUGCCCAAGUUAUCAGGCUCACUUGUUCUGACACUUUGGUAGGUAACAUAGUCAUAUAUAUUGAGGUUUGCAUUUUGGGUGGUGUUCCUGCAUUUGGAAUCAUUUUGUCUUAUAUUCACAUUGUGUCAUCUAUAUUGAGAAUGCCCUCGCCUGAAGGGAAGUUUAAGGCUUUUUCUACCUGUGGCUCUCAUCUCUCAGUUGUUACCUUGUUGUAUGGGACAGGUUUUGGGGUGUACAUUAGUUCUGCAGUAACAGACUCAAUGCAAAAGGUUGCAAUGGCUUCAGUAAUGUAUUCUGCGGUCUCGCAAAUGGUGAACCCCUUUAUCUAUAGCCUGAGGAAAAGCGAUAUGAGGGCCGCUUUGUGGAAACUUAUUGCUAGGAUAGCCUCUCUUCUGUGA
Fukomys damarensis (Damara mole-rat) is the source of this 939-nucleotide messenger RNA. RefSeq names its product olfactory receptor 7G2. The coding region runs from base 1 to 939 and encodes 312 amino acids. Lineage: Eukaryota; Metazoa; Chordata; Mammalia; Rodentia; Bathyergidae. Gene Ontology annotation, biological process: G protein-coupled receptor signaling pathway. Gene Ontology annotation, molecular function: G protein-coupled receptor activity; olfactory receptor activity. Gene Ontology annotation, cellular component: membrane. The transcript has a single exon. The record is from RefSeq and is a predicted model, not a curated record.